Messenger RNA from Trachymyrmex cornetzi, 2385 nucleotides. Its product is annotated as mediator of RNA polymerase II transcription subunit 12-like. The transcript is spliced from 5 exons. The record is from RefSeq and is a predicted model, not a curated record. Bases 1 to 2385 code for a protein of 794 amino acids. NCBI's taxonomy places the organism in Eukaryota, Metazoa, Arthropoda, Insecta, Hymenoptera, Formicidae.
AUGUCGCGGCAGGAGGGCGGCACCGGUAAGAAACUACCUCCGACCCCGACCAAGCCGAGCAACGUGGUGAUCAGCCGUAAGCUCGCCUCUCUGCCCGCUACGCCGAGCAGACAACUGCCAAAGACCAGAACGCCCUCCGAGGAGAGCUAUUAUAAAUCCGAUUAUAACGAGGACUAUAAUUACGCUUAUCGUAGUCAGGACAAUCUGCCGCAGGACACAUAUACGGAGAACAUUUACAGUCAGCAGCAGAGUGGCCAGACCGACUCCGCUAACAAAACUCGAUAUCCUGAGAUAAAUCAAGAUAAUCAGUAUGAUUACACAACGCAGGUCGAUGGCCAGUAUGGUCAGUCGUAUCCAGAGCAACAUACGCAAAAUAGCUACGAGCAGCCAACGGCGUAUGCGCAACAGAACUCGUACAAGGACGAGUACCAACAACCUUACGCGCAGCAAAACACUCAGGCGUAUCAGGGAACGUAUCUGGACACGACAUAUCCAAUUGCUAGCCAGGCGAAUGAUCACCAGUACGCGAAUCAGGCGAAGAAUCAGUACGACAAGCCCGACGGUAUGGUAAUCGAGGAUAAUUUUCACGAGAUGGGCUUUAAUCAGAACAACGUUCAGUAUCAGCAGUCGGAUUACAAACAACAAGAUGUAUAUCAGGAGCAAUACGAUGAUUAUGCUACCGUACCGACGAGCGUUUACGAUCAAAAUAACGUCACGAACACCUAUAAUCAGUAUCAGCCGCAGCAAUAUGACUCUCAGUACAAUAUUAAUACGUCGACCGAUUAUCAGAAAACUUAUCAAGAGACAUAUAAUCAAGUGCCUGUUACAUCGCAGGAUAAUUAUCAAGAAUCCUAUACAAAGCAGCCGCAGGAAGAUUUCGUAGAUUAUCAAACGCCGUACAGUAAACAGAAUGACGUGCCUACGACGUAUAAAAAUAACUAUCAGGAAACUUAUCAAGAUUAUCAAGAAUCAUAUGAUGAAUAUCCAGAUUCGUAUCAAGGAUCUUUUGAGGAGCAGCGUUAUAAAAAUGAUUCAUCGACAGCGACGGACAGAAGACAGAGUGAAGUGCCUGAGUUAUCCGUGACCACGCCACGAGGUCAGACGAGAACGAAUGGUUAUCCAUCGAGUGAAUCAGAAUAUCUUUAUCAGUCUCAAGAGAACGAACUCGAGAACAGCUCGAGAAGAAAGAAAAUUGGCGGUAAGCGUGAGACGAGCCCGCUUCUCCAGCAGAAUACGGACUCGCUCGAGUCGAGGGACGACGAGCUGAAGGAUUCGUUCGAGACCGCCGUGAGUUCUGUCGGUAGCAAUCAACUUAAGAAAGCAUACAGCGAGUAUUCGACGGCGGGUGACUCGAGUCCCGCGCCCGUCACUUUGGUGGAGUCUCCUCAGAGCAUCGCUCAAUCACAGGCAACAACGAUGGUGAAUCAUGUGACGACCAAUCACGUGACCACCACCGCGAUGGUCCACACCACCACGAACAUCGUGAAUGGAAAACGACCAUUGGCCAGAACAGAUUCCUAUCAGGAGGAUGUUAUCGAGGAUGAAGACUAUCCGGAGAUUAUUCCCAAGGAAAUGCAAAGGAAGGAUUCGCAGCUGUCGCAUCAGAGUCAGCUUUCUCAAUCAACGCUCUCGCAGAAACCGAAACUCACGAGAGGGGACUCUUACGUCUCGGAUAACUACACCGAGGACUCUUAUAGUCAUACAGGAUCGUACGCUCAACUGCAAAGAAAGGAUUCCUUCUCGUCGACCACUGAAGGAUUCAAACCGCCUCUCACCAGGACUGAUUCGUAUCAGCAGAGAGAUCUACGAGGUAGCAAUUACGGGCAUAACUUUACCGCGCCACAGCCCAUUUCCAGAGCGGAGAGCUAUCAACGUGGUCACUUCAAGGAUCAGGAAUCGCUAGAUCAGAGCGAUAUCGUUCUGGGCAACGCGGUGAACGGUGACUAUCAAAUGCGGGACGAAUCUCUUGAGAGGUACGAACGAGAUGAGGAAGCCUUGCGUCGUAACUCUCGAGAGGAUUCACUGGUCGAUCAAUACAAAGGGACUCCGCCGUUGUCACAUAUCGAAAGCCCACGCGGGAGUAUAAUAAAGCAGGCGUCGUUGGAUGAAAGUGUUCAGAUGGACACUCCGCCGAGAAGUCCGCCAGAGCCACCAGUCGACGAGGAACUUCUCGGGAUGGUCGCACCGGUACCUACGCAACUGAAGGAACGCCCAGAGAUGACGGCGAGGCAGAGAUGGCAUUGGGCGUACAAUCAGAUCAUCAUGCAGCUAAACGUGAGUAUUAUAAUUUUGCCAAUUGCCGCGAUAAUUGUAUUGAUGCGACAUGCGACACUGCUGAUUGCGACAGAACAAGGUUUUAACGAAAACUAUACUUUGGUGCUGUGA